Messenger RNA from Adineta steineri, 246 nucleotides. The record is from the annotation of a GenBank genome assembly. NCBI's taxonomy places the organism in Eukaryota, Metazoa, Rotifera, Eurotatoria, Adinetida, Adinetidae.
AUGGAAGAAGCUCCUUUAUUAGUUAUUGUGAAUGGUGGUGCUGGAGGUUCAAACUCUAGUUCGGAACCAACACCUCCUAGUUCAAACUCUGUACAAAUAUUCCCGAACAAUAUAUCACAAAUUCAUGAUGAAUUAACAAAAAUGAACACCGAAUUAAUGAAAAUGAACAAAAAAUUAUCUGACAUGGACACCAAAUUAUCUAACCUCGAUAGCAAAUUCACAAAUUUAUUCAUAUGUAUAAUUUAG